Molecule: messenger RNA, 2037 nt
Organism: Arthroderma uncinatum
Lineage: Eukaryota; Fungi; Ascomycota; Eurotiomycetes; Onygenales; Arthrodermataceae
Product: exocyst complex component Sec15
Exons: 7
Coding region: 1-2037 (678 amino acids)
Biological process (GO): Golgi to plasma membrane transport; intracellular protein transport; exocytosis
Cellular component (GO): exocyst; membrane
Source: RefSeq, a predicted model, not a curated record
AUGCCUGCCCCAGUGGCUUCCCGGAAUGAUCUCUCCUCCGUCCUGAACCAAAUUGUUCUAUCUUCCUCUGACACCGACUACCUCGAUCAACUCAUCCCCUCAAUCCGUGAAUACAGCCAUGGCAACCGGACGACGCAGCUCCUACAUUCUCUCACUAAAUUCGCGGAUGACCGCGAAGCCAAGAUAGAAAGCAUCUGCAACUCGACACAUCAGGACUUCAUCUCCUCCGUCAAUCAGUUGCUCCAAGUCCGUGAAGGAACCGUUAACCUGACGCAAGAUAUCCUCGGGCUUAACCAGUCCAUCCUCGCGAGCACAAAGCGACUAGCAGAGCAGAAGAAAGUGCUAGUCGAGUCGCGGAAUCAUCGACAGAAUAUAGACGAUACCUCAAAGGCACUGCAGGAUUGUUUGGAGGUUCUACGCCUUGCGAACCAGGUUCAUGAACUGCUUGCUAAGAAGAACCACUAUGCUGCGUUGCGAGCGCUUGAUGAGCUGCAGAAUGUUCACCUCAGGGGCGUCACGCAGUAUAAGAUUGCUGAAGUGAUACAGCGAUCUGUACCGAUGACGCAGAAAGCCAUUGCUGACGCUGUCAUGGACGACCUGAAUACUUGGCUCUACCGCAUUCGUGAGAUGUCACAGUAUCUAGGAGAGCUCGCGCUAUUCCACACAGACAAGAGGAAGGAGAGACUAAAAGAUCGGAGCGAGAAGAUUCCUUACCUGUCGCAGUUCAAGCUCAAUUCGGCUAUAGAACUGGUAGCUGAUGAGAUGCAAGAAUUCGAUUUACUUUAUAAUGACGACCUUCAGGUUGACUUCACGCCGUUGCUUGAGUGUAUGCAUAUCCAUCAGUCCUUGGGCCAGAUGGACAAGUUCCAAGUUGAGUAUGCUACUACAAGAAGGCAACAGAAAGACUUGUUACUGCCUACCUCAAUCACCCUACUCGAGGAAGAGGGCUCAAGUCUCCAUACACUGCUUGAGGAAAUUGCUGGAUUUGCCUUGGUGGAGCGCACGACAAUGCAGAAGGUUCCUGAGCUGAGAUCUCCAGUAGACGUCGAGGAGCUAUGGGAUUCAAUGUGCCAGACUGCCGUUGGAUUAAUCUCCAAGGCGCUCCCUGCCGUUGACGACUCGGAGGCUAUCCUCAAAAUUAAAAAUCUCAUUACACUAUUUAUGCAAACUAUGAAUAUUGUUCAAACGGAUGACUACAUGCCAAUGCCUAUCCGGAGCGACGAGGAAUAUGAUAAAGUCUUGAAUGUGAGCUGGUACACUCCUGAAAGCCCACGAGAAGAACAAACCGAUAACUUUGACCACCCAGCCAUCAUAGAUGAAACUCUACGAAGCUCUUUAGAUGAGCUCCUCUGCAACAAAGUAUGCGAAAUGCUUACGGAGCGCCUUGGCUCCCAAUACCUUGGCCAAAUAGUCCAAAUCCUCAUCAACUUGGAGCACUUCGAGAUUGCAUGCCAGGAACUCGAGGUACUCCUUGUAGCCGCCCGGUCACCUAACUCUGGUGAUGGUCCCAUUACACUUAAUGCCACAGAAAAAUUCCGAAUGAACAAGAAAGCAGCUGAAAAGCGUAUCUUUGAGGUUGUUAAUUCAAAGAUCGACGACCUCAUCGAAACGGCUGAGUACGAGUGGAACGCACCGAAACUGCAGAUGGAACCGAGUAAUUACAUGCAGACGUUGACGAGGUUUUUGUCGAAUAUUAUGAACUCUACGCUUCUCGGUCUGCCUACCGAGAUUAAGGAGCUUAUAUACUUUGACGCCCUCAGUCAUUUGGCAAAUAUGGUUCUAGCUCUUCCUCUAGACCCCGAAGUCAAAGUGAUAAACGCGAACGGAGUAGCGGCUUUAGCCAGAGACGUAGACUACCUAUCCAAAUUUGUUGACAGUCUGGAAGUUCCUAUCCUACGCGAAAAUCUGGAUGAGCUGCAACAAACGGUGCAGUUGAUGAUGGCCGAGAACACAGAUGAGUAUUACGAUAUCGCAGUGAGGAAUAAGAAGUAUGGACGUGUCGAUCCCAUGAAUGGACCAAUUUUACUUGAAAAGUAA